CCCCUCAGUCUGACGCCCCGCGCUUACAGGUAAACAUCGCCGGCCUGUCUCUCUCUCCCUCGCAGCGUGAGGCGUAUAACACCUAAGUGUUCCUUCUGAGUGUCCUUCUCAGCGCAUAUGCACGGACAAUUUGCUUUUCUCGGGAUUAAGGUAUACGUGGCUAGAAUUCAGAUAGUCUAUGGCCUCUAUCCUGACUACGUAGCCUAAUCCUGUCUGGUCAUAAGUGGAUUCUUAUCACGAUAUCUAAGCAGCUUCUCUGGCUCCUUGCUUCGCUAUCACCCCCAUCACCUUCCAAGAUCACACUGAGAAACCUCACGUCAUCAGUAAAACGGAAUUUACUGAAGAUGAUCUUUGAGGCUACGGAUGCCAAAUACACGACCCAUCAACCUUGGAAUAACUAAGGCUCCACUGCAAUUCACCUUUGAGGAUGUCACUACACUUGAAACUGUUAUGGAUUCACGGUCUUACAUGACUCCUGGAGCUCUUGAAGGCAACGGGUUCCAGGAAUAUAGAAUCCGCAUUGAACAGCCACUGUGAAGUAUGAAGCCGUUAUGAGAAUCAUGAUGAUUACCCCUUGUUAGGAUCAGCCGAGGUGAAGGUCAACGGCCAUUAAACUGCAGCUCUAACGACCACCGGUAACUGAUAUAUAUAAGCUGCCUCGCAAGGGGGGUCUCUGGGAUUAAUUGUCACCCAGGCUUCAUCCCCUCCUCAAAGUUCCCGUCCCAUGGCGGCGUGGAUAGGAACCAUCGUCCCAGCGGACGACUGGUAGUGACGGUUGGGCUGUCAUGGGCAGCGGAAGUAGCGCACAUACAACGGAGGUGGAGGCGUACGGCGACAACCCUUACCAACUGGAAGACGACGACGGAGUGGCCACACCUCUACGACCUGCCUACGCGCCGUCGUCCCAACCACCGCCGACCUCCCAUCCACCGGGCCACACUACAUUCUCCGCCGGUUCCUCCUGCUUCAGGGAUCACCCACAGGUGUCGUGGGCGUCGUCACACACCACUACCCAUUCCUUACCCUUCCAACCCACGCCUCCUCCGCCCUACGCCCACCCACACAUGGGGUGCUAUCCUAUAGAAAUGGAGGCCGUAACAGGAACUGGGGUGGUAUUAUCUCGAGUAGUGAGGGUGUUGGAGGCCACCCCUCCCCCAUAUCUACUCCUCCCUGACCACCCUAAUAUACCCGUCUCCCCCGCCCACUCCAAGAGACCGCCCCCAGCCCCACCCAACACCGCCCACGGCCGCAGGCGCCACUCGGACAUCUCCCACUACCCGGGACUUUCAAAAUCCCAGACCAGCUCCAAUCUGGUGUCCGGACACGGAGUCUGCUUCAGUACCCACGCUGCUGGACCCCCAACCUCCCCGAGUCCCAGCUGACGACAGCCGUCAGGAGAAUUCCAAUCACCGUCACGAGACUUCCAAUCGCCGUCACGAGACUUCCAAUCGCCGUCACGAGACUUCCAACCGCCGUCAGAAGACAUCCAAUCGCCAUCACCAGACUUCCAGUUAAAGUCAAGAGACAUGCAGUCACCGUCAGGAUUCUCCCAAUCGCCGCCAGGAGACGUCCAAUCGCCGCCAGGAGACGUCCAAUCGCCGCCAGGAGACGUCCAAUCGCCGCCAGGAGACACCCAAUCACCGAGCAACGAACGCGAAGAAUUGCUGUAGAUAAUUAGCCAUAAAUUAGAGACUCCUCCCCAGCUAGGCUUCAUCACCCCCACCCACUUACAAAAACUCCCCAUCUUUCCCCCUAAUCAUGAGGGCUUAGUCUAAAUUUACUAAACAGUUUACGAACUUUGAAACUUCACAACCCAAGGGUUAUCAUUGUUAUAAACAACCUCCCAAGUGCUUCAGAGCCCAUGAGAGGUGUCAACAAAUGUCAACAAAGCCGCCAUGACUGAUGAACGCUGUAGAGGUUGAGUUAGUGGUUGAUGAAGCCUAGUGAUAACCUUGCCGUAAGUUGCGGGGUGUAGCCUGCAGCCCACGAACACUUUACACCCAGUCAUCCUCGACACAGAGGCGCCCCAAAGCGCCAUUCUAGUUAAGGAAAUAAAGUGAGGAAAUGGUGACAGUAAAACUAGAAAGAUGAGUGUGUUGGAAACUGUGUCUGCUGACUGUAGAAGCUGAGGGUAGAAAAAAAAAGCAAUGAGAGACGCGCAACACAAAGCUUGCCUCAUAAAGUGUUGCAGAGGCUGACAUAGGCUCUGGCACGAAUCUUAUUUUCUCGAGGUUUCCAUCUUAGAAGUCAGUGAUGAAAGUACAUUUUAAGCGAGCAGUUGGAUAGCUUUAAAUAUGCAUAUAUAUAUAUAUAUAUAUAUAUAUAUAUAUAUAUAUAUAUAUAUAUAUAUAUAUAUAUAUAUAUAUAUAUAUAUAUAUAUAUAUAUAUAUAUAUAUAUAUAUAUAUAUAUAUAUAUGUAUAUAUUGCUCCGAUGAACUACUGAUGGUGUUAAUAGACUUGCAGGACAAUGAGGUCCGCAGUACUGGGCGGAUGGAUCAACAGAAAGUAAACUUUCGUAUUACUGAAUUUCUCACAAACCGGAAAUGUUUUUGCAAAUAAAAUCUAACCUAACCCUUCUAUAGGCCUAAAACACGCUCUCUGAGGCCUAACAUAGUUCAAAUAUGUGGUAUUCUAGGCCCAGGAACACCUGAAUUGGGUUUUUAACUGAAUUGUUUUGCCGGAUUCUAUAAAGUGAAUGGUACCAACAUCACGUCAAUAUCUGUACAAUCGUCCACAUGGGUACAAAAAGUAUUAUCCAAUUAAGAGGAUAAAUUGGAGGGUCAGUAGGUCGUCAAGGGGGGAUUGGGGGGGGGGGGGUACAAGCCUCUCCCCGAAGCAAGGAUUAUCAGACCAUCCUUCUUACAGUGAGAUUCAGCUCCAACUUACAGUGGGAUACAGAGCUUCUUUACAGUAAAUUACAGCAUUUCCUUAAACCGCAAAGAAAAAUUUUCAGUGACAGCUGAAAUGUCCACAAUUUUUUGUUUGUUUGCCAUUAGCUUAACAUCCAACUAAUGUUUUAGACCUUAUAAGCCUAAAUAACCUUAGAGAAAUAAGCUUAAAUUCCAAUAAAACCUUUAUUACCAUAAGCUUAAAUCCAAAUCAAAUAUUUAGUGGAGAAACUUAAUGCAAUGCCGUAGUGCUUGAAUGAAAGUGAUGGAAGGACUCGAAAUAUGUAAAUAUGUUUUAAAAAUUAUAUUUUCGGAUGUAACCUACAUUCUUUCCCAAGGUGUUGUAAACAAUGCUGUAAACAUUGUUUACAAAGGAAUACGAUUAUGUUAUUUAGGAAAGGUAUAAUAAUAUACUAGAAACCUGGAA
Procambarus clarkii (red swamp crayfish) is the source of this 3315-nucleotide messenger RNA. RefSeq lists its product as uncharacterized. NCBI's taxonomy places the organism in Eukaryota, Metazoa, Arthropoda, Malacostraca, Decapoda, Cambaridae. The record is from RefSeq and is a predicted model, not a curated record.